AUGAUGGCAGGCCUCUUCACCAUUCUCGCCUCGAGCCCGGACAUUCCUCUAACCACCCGCGAGGCCCUAUCCGGGAUCUUCGGCUCCAUUUCGCUCGCGUGUUGGAUUUUCCUCCUCGUGCCCCAGCUGAUCGAGAACUACCGCAACUCCUCGGCCGAAGCGAUCAGUCUAGCCUUUAUCUUCGUGUGGUUUCUCGGCGAUAUCUGCAACCUUGCUGGGGCGCUGUGGGCCGGGCUGGUCCCGGUGGUUGUGGCCAUUGGGGUAUAUUUCUGCAUUGCAGACGGCGUGUUGAUCGGGCAGUGCUUAUACUAUGGCAUCAUAAACAAGAGAAGAGAAGGAAGAGCUUUGUUGAAUGAGCGGCCGACGCCGUCGUCUGGGGGCGAUGGGCGUCCGAGGGAAGAUGGUCGAGAGAAUGAACCACUUCUGAAGCGCACGCGGACAAACAGUAUUACAAUCCCGGGCUCGGCGGACACUAGACGGCGUAGCAGUAUCAGUACGAGGCGGAGGGCAAGCAGCGCAGCACAAAAUGACCGUCUGGCAAAGAUACUAGAGGAAAGUGAUGAGUCGGGAAGCAGACUUUGGUUCAAGAAUGCCAUGAGUGUUCUGUCUAUUGUCGUGGUCGGGGCUGCAGGAUGGGCUCUGGCUUACGAAUCUGGAGCAUGGAAGCCAUCGUCCUCAUCAACGGAUAUGGAUGAAAAGAAGAUGGCCACUGGUGCGCAAGUGCUGGGUUAUCUGAGCGCAGUGGCGUAUCUGGGUGCGCGAAUCCCUCAAAUCAUCAAGAACGCCGAAGACAGGAGCUGCGAAGGUCUCUCGCUACUCUUUUUUAUUCUGUCCCUCAUGGGCAACCUCAGCUAUGGCGCAGGCAUUCUCUGCCAUUCGACCGAGCAUGAAUAUGUGAUGAAGAAUCUUCCUUGGCUCAUCGGCAGUUUGGGCACAAUGAUCGAAGAUGUGACUAUCUUUGCUCAAUUUCACAUGUACCGAGUGCAAGAAGACUCAAGCACAGAGAACGCUGUGAUUUGA
Molecule: messenger RNA, 1020 nt
Organism: Rhinocladiella mackenziei CBS 650.93
Lineage: Eukaryota; Fungi; Ascomycota; Eurotiomycetes; Chaetothyriales; Herpotrichiellaceae
Exons: 2
Coding region: 1-1020 (339 amino acids)
Biological process (GO): basic amino acid transmembrane export from vacuole
Cellular component (GO): fungal-type vacuole membrane
Source: RefSeq, a predicted model, not a curated record